AUGUCUUACAUCGACUCUGGCAAGUCCGAGGGCGCCACGCUGCACCUUGGCGGCCAGCGCCACGGCGACGAGGGCUACUGGAUCCAGCCGACGAUCUUCACGAACACGAAGCCGAACAUGAAGAUCGUGCAGGAGGAGAUCUUCGGGCCCGUCGGCGUGGUCAUCAAGUUCGAGGACGAGGAAGAUGUCGUGCACCAGGCGAACGACUCGAUGUACGGCCUCGCCGCCGCCAUCUUCACCCAGGACAUCACGCGCGGGCUGCAGAUGGCGCACAAGCUGAAGGCGGGCACCGCUUGGAUCAACUGUGCGAACCAGCUUCACGCAGCGAUUCCGUUCGGUGGGUUCAAACAGUCGGGUGUCGGAUGCGAGCUCGGCGAGUAUGCACUUCUCCACUACACCUCGGUCAAGGCGGUCCACGUCAACCUCGGCCACAAGAUCUAA
Molecule: messenger RNA, 441 nt
Organism: Heterobasidion irregulare TC 32-1
Lineage: Eukaryota; Fungi; Basidiomycota; Agaricomycetes; Russulales; Bondarzewiaceae
Exons: 3
Coding region: 1-441 (146 amino acids)
Molecular function (GO): aldehyde dehydrogenase (NAD+) activity
Source: RefSeq, a predicted model, not a curated record